CUGUAAUAUUGGUGCUACUGACUCAUGGACGGCCGCCUGCUGUCUGUUGUUUUCGGUAGCGUAAAUGCUUGUGUAGCAGUGUUUGCUAAAAGUUUAUGUGCUGUUUCACGUGUAUAGUAUCGAGCGUAUUGAGCGACAGACAGCGAGUGAUCACUAAGAACAGCAGUUUGCAGGUUGUUAACUAUUGCCUCUCCCAUCAUCAUGAAUGCAAACAUAUUUCAUGAAAUGGAGAUAGAAAGAAAGCGUUUUUGCCUGGAAAACGAAAACAGUGGGGUGAGUGAUGCAGUGGAUUCCCAAGAAGAAGGUAGGAGAAUGAGCCGUCGAAAAAAGGCCAAAGUUGAGUACCGGAAGAUGGAAGAGAAAUAUAAUCAACUGUUGGAUGAGGAAGACGCAUCUGAAAAGUCCAAAGUUGGUGGGAUAGGCAUAUCUGAAAAGAAACCCACCCCGGAAUCGCAGUUGGGAGAUCAAAUUUCAGCAGUUCCAGAUUUACCUUUAAACAGUUCAAUUAAAUUGGACAAAGAUGAACCAGAUUUUGAUAAUGAUGAUCCAACAGGCCUCGAAGGUGCUUCAUUUCAAAGCAGGUUGCCCUUUGAAAAGCUGACAGCCAAAGAAGCAUCUUCCUUUCCUGAUAUAUCACAAGGUCCACCACAAAUACAGAAAGUGUUCUUACACAUUAGAAACAGACUAUUACAAUUAUGGCUGGAGAAUCCAAAACAACAGUUAGUGUUUGAAGAUGCCUUUCCACAAAUUGAACCACCAUAUAACAGUGAUGAGCCUUUGGCUAUGCGAGUGCAUGCUUUUUUGGAAAGGUAUGGUUACAUUAACUUUGGUAUAUUCAAGAGGCUUAAAUGUAUUCCUGCAAAGAAACUUGGAAAAGUUAUUGUGGUUGGAGCAGGCAUUGCUGGACUAGCAGCUGCACAGCAGUUGAACCAGUUUGGGAUGGAAGUAGUAGUUCUGGAAGCAAGGGAUCGAGUUGGUGGCCGUAUUGCUACAUUUCGUAAAGGCAGUUAUGUUGCAGAUUUAGGUGCAAUGGUUGUUACAGGCUUAGGAGGUAAUCCAGUAACUGUUCUGUCAAGGCAGAUUAAUAUGGAAUUGCAUAAGAUAAAGCAGAAAUGUCCUCUUUAUGAAUCAAAUGGAAACACUGUACCAAAAGACAAGGAUGAAAUGGUGGAAAGGGAAUUCAAUCGUCUUUUGGAGGCUACAAGCUACUUAUCACACCAGCUUGACCUGAAUCAUGCUGGUGGAAAACCUGUUUCACUUGGACAAGCACUAGAAUGGGUAAUAAAAUUACAGGAAAAGAAUGUGAAGGAAAAGCAGGUUCAACACUGGAAAACUGUGAUAGCUGUACAAGAGAAACUGAAAACAAAUCAACACAACAUGUUGACCUUAAAAGAGAGAAUUGAAGAAUUAAACAAACAGUACAAGGAACUGUGUGAGACUAAGGGCUUGAGAGAUAUUACCCAGGAAUUUGUUAUGCGUUCCAAACUAAGGGAUCUAAACAAUGCAUGCCAUGAAUGGGACCAGUUCCUGGAGCAACAAAAAGAAAUUGAAGACAAAUUACAUGAAUUAGACGCAUCACCUCCAAGUGAUGUUUACCUGUCAUCACGAGAUCGCCAGAUUUUAGACUGGCAUUUUGCAAACUUGGAAUUUGCUAAUGCUACACCUCUGACGAAUCUGUCUCUAAAGCACUGGGACCAAGAUGAUGAUUUUGAAUUUACAGGCAGCCAUUUAACAGUCAGGAAUGGAUAUUCUUGUGUUCCCGUUGCACUUUCUGAAGGGCUUGACAUUAAACUAAACACUGCCGUGAGACAGAUCCGGUAUGGUCUGAAUGGAGUGGAGGUACUGACGACCAAUUCUCGCAAUAAUAGCAACCCCAUCACUUACAAAGGUGAUGUAGUGUUAUGUACAUUACCACUGGGUAUCCUCAAACAGUCAGUUGCAUCCAAUACACAGGGUGUCAAUAAUGUUGUGCAAUUUGUCCCUCCAUUGCCAGACUGGAAGGUCUCAGCUAUCCAGCGCCUUGGUUUUGGAAGUCUGAACAAAGUAGUGCUUUGCUUUGAUCGUAUUUUCUGGGAUGCCAGCACUAAUUUGUUUGGUCAUGUAGGCAGCACAACUGCAAGUAGGGGAGAGCUAUUUCUAUUUUGGAACUUAUAUCGUGCUCCGGUCCUUCUUGCAUUAGUGGCAGGCGAGGCUGCUGCCAUCAUGGAAAAUGUCAGCGAUGAUGUCAUAGUGGGUCGCUGUAUUGCUGUUCUGAAGGGUAUAUUUGGCAACGGGGCUGUGCCACAGCCCAAAGAGACUGUAGUGACCCGCUGGAGAACUGAUCCAUGGGCCCGUGGUUCUUAUUCCUUUGUGGCAGUUGGAUCCUCAGGUGGCGAUUAUGACAUGCUGGCCACGCCCGUGGCUCCACCAACCACAUCUGGACAAGGUGUGAAAUGUAGACUCUUCUUUGCAGGUGAACAUACCAUCAGGAAUUAUCCUGCAACAGUGCAUGGUGCGUUCCUUAGUGGCCUUCAUGAGGGUGCGCAUAUUGCUGAUGAAUAUUUGGGAAGUCCGUAUGCUCCACCGCAACAGCCACCUAUAGCAACUGCUCGAGUUCCAUCCACAGGAACAUCUCAGUAAAUGGCACAAAAGGUUAUAAACUGACUGUUGUGUUCUGUGUAGUUGAAGUGUCUGAGGAUCUUGUAGACAGAAAAUUGACAUAAAAAAAUAUUUUUUUAAUGUGCGUGAUGAUUUUGUGUUUCUUCUGAUGGAUAUUUUUUUUAUGCAAAUAUAACAUUUUUAUACACUGAUGCUCAGUAUUAAAAUAAUAAUGUAAACAUUUUAAGUUGCUUACAAUAUCAGAUAUGAGUUGGGGGCACACAGUAGCGUAGCUGGUUGAUGCACUAUGCUACAAACCGGAAGAUCAUGGGUUUGAUUCCUGAUGA
Messenger RNA from Cryptotermes secundus, 2924 nucleotides. It is a transcript of the gene Su(var)3-3, whose product is annotated as lysine-specific histone demethylase 1A. NCBI's taxonomy places the organism in Eukaryota, Metazoa, Arthropoda, Insecta, Blattodea, Kalotermitidae. Gene Ontology annotation, biological process: regulation of DNA-templated transcription. Gene Ontology annotation, molecular function: oxidoreductase activity; protein binding; flavin adenine dinucleotide binding. Gene Ontology annotation, cellular component: nucleus. The record is from RefSeq and is a predicted model, not a curated record. The coding region runs from base 202 to 2619 and encodes 805 amino acids. The transcript has a single exon.